CCCUAACUCAUCUCCCUUCCCACUUAUUAUUGUUCGCUCAUCCUCCUCACAAGUGGGUACUAUGAACAAUCAUUAUACCAAGGCCAAGGCCAAACUCAUUCUCACUUUCCAUUCAAUUUCCUGCUCCUACACACUUCUACUCUCAUUUCUUCAGCUCCUUUAAUUUCUACAUUGUUCCCAAUUCUCCAAAAAAAAAACUCGCCAGAAACCCUCGAUCUUCUCCAAAAGAUUUUGGUUUUUCAAUUUUGAAACCUGGGUCUGUUCGAUCUCUGCAUCUAAUUUCCAAAAGAAAGGGAAAACAAUAUAUCUAUCCAUCCUUCCGACCGUCUGUAUGUCUUCAAGCAAAGCAAUGCAAAAGCAAAACAAAAAUGUCAGUUUUUUGACAGAUCUGUUAAGGUUGCUGCAGCGGUCCAAGUGUGUCAAGCUUCGAAGCACCAUUAUUCAAAGGCAAUAAGAAAGAAUGCCAGUGCCAGCAGUGAUAGCGAAGCUUGGUUCUUCAAUUGGUGGGAAACUUGCGGAUCUAACAGUGGGAUCCAUUGGAAAACAAGUUGGUUAUGUCAUCUCCUACCGUCACAACCUAACAGAGCAUAAGGAUGCCCUGAAAGAACUCAAGAAUUGCAGAGAUGUUGUGCAGAUUAGGGUUGAUGAAGCCAGAAGACAGGGCGAAGAAAUUUAUGGGCAAGUUAAGGAUUGGAUCAGCAAGGCAGACGAAAUUACAAGAGAAGCAGAAGAGUUGUGUGCAAAGGGACCCCAGGAUUGUUCGUGGAGGUCAUGUCCCAAUCUUUGGUUACGGCAUCAGAUAAGCAGAGAAGCAAAGAAGAUGACAAUACGAAUUCGAGACCACAAGGACCAAGGGAAGUUUGUUAGUGUUUCACACUUCAUUCCUCCGAAGUUAGAAGGUGUACCGCCUACUAGCGAGAAACUUGAUGAAAGUAUAGAAUCCAGAAUCUCAAUCAGGAAUCAGGUUUUGGAAGCAUUGAAAGGUUCCUCUAGAGUUGGGUUGUGUGGGCUUCCUGGUGUGGGGAAAACUACCUUAGCCAAAGAAAUAGUAAACAUAGCUAAUGUGCAGAAGGAGAUCUUUGGAUUGGUCGUUUGGGUGACUGUUGCCCAAAAUUCGAAGCUUGAAUCACUUCAAACGCAUAUUGCAGAGAGUGCUGGAAAGAAAUUGGUUGUGGAGACUGUGAAUGCAAGAGCUAAGCAUCUCCUUCAGAGGUUGGAGCAAGAAAAAAAUGUACUUGUAGUGAUGGACGAUCUUUGGGAGAGACUUGAUUUAAGCUUAGUUGGGAUUCCACCUAAAUGUAAAAUUUUGUUCACUUCAAGAAAUGUGGAAUUGUUGUCCACUGACAUGAAUUGCCAAAACAUUUUUACAGUUGGUGAGUUGUCCGAAGAAGAAGCUUGGAAAUUAUUUAAAGAGAACGCUGAGUUUGAUGAAUCCAAUCAUACAAAAUUGCUACCUCUGGCAAAAAGUGUGUGUCAGCGCUGUGGUAGAUUGCCUUUAGCAUUAGUCUCAGUUGCUCGCACACUCAAAAAAAAGGACAAGGCAAGCGAUUGGAGGACUGCCGGAAGACGAUUGGAAAAGAAUUUAGGAAAAUACCUGCCAGCAUGGAAUAAAGAAAUAGGCCCUUCGUUAAAGCUGAGUUAUGAGUAUCUAAAUAGCGAACUGCAAUCUAUUUUCCUACUCUCAGCCAUGCUGUCUCACGACCCUUUGAUUAAAGACUUACUCAGGUAUGCUGUGGGUUUGGGUUUACUUGAAGGUGCACACUCCAUGAAAGAUGCUCGUGAUACAUUGGAUAAAGAUAUAAGUGAUUUGAAGGCCUCAAGUUUGUUGCUUGAUAGCUUUUCUCAUGAUCGUGUCACAAUGCAUGACCUCUUUCGUGACUUUGCAUUUGAAGAAGUGCCCCGUGCGAAGAGAUUUAAAGGAGGGCAACGUGACAUAGAAGACAUGACACAAUUAGAAGGCUGCACUAGAUUGGUCUUGGACAAAUGGGAUGGAAUACUUCCAGGUGAGUUGCAUUGUCCCAAACUUGAAUUCUUCUUGCUAAAUGGUGUAGAAGACUCUGAUUUGACAAUUCCAGACAAUUUCUUUAAAACAUUGAAUGAACUCAGAGCGAUGGGAUUUAGCGGUGUGAAUCUUUCGUCCUUGCCAACACUUGGCCACCUACAAAAGCUUAGAACAUUGUGUCUGGAAUCUUGUCGAUUGGAAGACAUAUCGCAGGUUGGGAAUUUGAAGAGUUUAAGAGUUCUUAGUUUUGCUGGCUCUAAAAUUAAGCAAUUGCCGGGCGCAUUAGCACAGUUGAGAUGCCUGCAAGUGUUGGAUUUAUCCGAUUGCGACGAUUUAAAAGUGAUUCCACCAAAAGUAUUAUCUAGUUUGACUAGAUUAGAGGUUUUGAACAUGGAAGAGAGCUUUUGGCAAUGGGAAGCUGAAGGAUCCACUAAAGAGAAUAGGAAUGCAAGCCUUGAUGAGUUAAAGCAUUUGACAAAUCUCUAUGAUUUGAACAUCCAUAUUCCCCAAAACAUUGCUGUGCCAGAAGACUUGUUCGAAGAUAUGCCUUUGGAGAGAUUCAGGAUAUCAUAUGGAACGUCUAAGUGGUUCUGGACUGGUGGUAAUGGUUGCUCUCGGAGAUUGAGAGUGUGUAGUGUGAAUUUGGAUGAUGAGAUGCAAAAGCUUUUGGGAAAAGUUCAAGACUUGUAUUUACAGGAUCUAAACGUCAAAACUAACGUUUUGGCCGGGACAGUAUUUCCUCAUCAAAGUGUUGGUUGCAAAUCUAUAAAAGCCAUUGUGGGGUCUACUAAUAAAGAUUCAACUGAUGCCAAUGUGUUUCAUGCAUUGCGUUCUUUGAACUCGAGAGAUUUGCCAAUGCUUUCGGCAUUCCACGAGCAAGAGGAGGAGGAGAUUAAUGCAAAAAGUAAAUCACUUUUCAACAGCAAGGUUUCCAUUCAGGAGAUAGAGAAAUUGGAUCUAAGGGAGUUAAACAGAAUGAUUUCAUCGAUAUGGGAUGACCAACUUCCAGAAAACUCGUUCACCAACUUAAAAACUUUGGUAGUCGUAAAUUGUGGCUUUGCGGGGAGAUUGGUCCCCUUUCAUGUACUCAGAUCUUUGAAGCAUUUGGAAACAGUAGUCGUUAAAUAUUGUGAUAAGGUGGAGGUGGUGUUUGAUUUUGAAGAGUUGAACGGUGAGGAGAUACAGUCACCUGCAUUGAUUAGUGUCCCAUUGAAAGAGCUGUUCCUGUACAGGUUGCCAGAACUGAAGCAUGUGUGGAGCAAUUGGCCGCAAGAGACGGUGUCCUUCCCAUUUCUGGAAGAAGUAGAGAUUGAGGAAUGUGAGAGGCUGACGAGUAUGUUUCCUUCAACAGCGUUGCAAGAGGAGUAUCCUCUAUUUCCUCACCAAAAGAUAAAAGAUUUGAAGUUGUGCCCUGAGAUGAGAAGCCUAUGGAUGGAAAAACUUUCACACCGCAUGGCUUUUAGCAGAUUGCAGCAUUUAACUCUUGACAGUUGUGACUUCUUAUCUGAAUGUGUGAUACCCACACAUUUGGUAAGAUCCUUGAGCAUUACUUUGCAAGAUCUGGAGGUGCAUAAUUGUCAAUAUAUAAAAGCAAUAUUUGGUCCGGUUAUGGAUGAUGAGGGGGAGGCACACCUUGAUGAUGGAAUUAUAUUUUUCUCGUCUCUUCGAGAACUAAGUGUCAUUGAAUGUAAAAGUUUAGAAUACAUUUUUAUGGCAUCAUCAGUAGCUAAAGGACUUGAGGAUAAGAGUUUAGAGGAAUCUCCAAAAUUCGUAUUUCCUCUUUUAGAGUCUUUGCGAUUGGAGAAGUUACAUGAUCUCAAGGGUUUUUGUCCACAAAGAUGUACAUUUGAAUGGCCACGACUCACAUCGCUAUGGGCGUUUCAAUGUGAGAAUUUAAAAGUAUUUGGCACCGAAAUGACAAGUAUUACAGAAUUGGGUGAAAAAGAUGAAAUUGAAGAUCUUCAUACACUGCCCUUCUUGGCUGAAAAGGUCAUUCCUAAGUUAGAAACACUAUCAUUAAGCCAAAAAGAUUUGGCUGUCAUAAAAAACCACCCAUUCGAGACAAAUCUCUUUGAUAAAAUGAAAAUGCUUUUACUAGGAGGCUUUUCUGGAGAAUCAGCAGCAGCAGCAUCCUUUCCGUGUGAUUUUCUUGAUAGAUUUCCAAAGCUUGUGCGGCUCUAUGUGGAAGAUAGUGACUUUGAGAAGAUAUUCUCAUCCUUUCCAUUUAGUACUUUCUUGAACUUUUUAAAGCUUUCCGGUUUGGAUCAGCUCAAAACCAUAUGGAAUGAUGAUGAUUCUUCUCAGUCACAGCCACUUUAUCUGAUAAGUCUAGAAACUCUUUUAGUGGAAUGCUGUUGUAAUUUGAUAACGCUGACACCGUCUUCUGCUUCACUUGGAAAUUUAAUGCAUCUGAGGGUGUCUGGCUGUCAUCAAUUGACCUGUUUGUUCACAGAUUCAACUGCCAAAAGCUUGGUAAAUCUAGAAGCAUUGGUGGUAAAGGACUGCAAAAAGAUGAAGGAAAUCGUGAGAAAUGAGAGUGAAGAUGCAGUAGGAGGAGCAGGAAUCACAUUCAAUCAAUUGUGGAAUCUAGAACUUGAUGCUCUACCGAGCUUAGAGGGAUUUUGUUUGAAAAAUCAGACCUUUCAAUUCCCAGACUUAAGUGGAGUAACUAUAAAGGGAUGCCAUCAAAUGAAGAUGUUUUCUCUUGGGGUCUCGCGAACACCAGAUUUAGAGAAUGUGAUCAUAGACGAUAUCAGCAUGCCCUUGAAAGGAGAUCUUAACAACACAAUAGAAUCGCAUGUUCGUCUCAGAAAAGGAUGACCAAAUUAAAAUAUAAGGACUGGCGGAGUUCGUCAUUCAUAGUAUCUUCUUCUCAGGUGGUGCUGCUCCUACAUACGUGGGAUGACCACCCUGGUAUGCUAGCUGCAUUCAUAAAGUUCUGGGCAGGACUAUGUUUGGCAUACUCAUAGUUAUUAUAAUUAUUUCAUUAUUUAAUAUUUUUGUGUAUGAGUGAGAUUAUGACACUCCUUCAAGGGUUUUCUUUUCGGUUCUUUCCCUUGAUGUUGUUGUGAACCGACAGGACUAGAAUUUCUAUCUUUUCUAUAAAUUUGGAUGUUCUUACUUUAUUUGAAAAGGUAUCAAAUUGUUAUUUCCAAGCCCUUUUUCCAUCUCCUU
This is a messenger RNA of Cuscuta campestris, 5176 nucleotides long. NCBI's taxonomy places the organism in Eukaryota, Viridiplantae, Streptophyta, Magnoliopsida, Solanales, Convolvulaceae. The record is from the annotation of a GenBank genome assembly.